Molecule: messenger RNA, 19564 nt
Organism: Lymnaea stagnalis (great pond snail)
Lineage: Eukaryota; Metazoa; Mollusca; Gastropoda; Lymnaeidae
Source: the annotation of a GenBank genome assembly
ACUGACUAGUGUCAUUGAAACUAUCAACAAGUAAAAGAAAAGGCAAGAAAGUCAGAAUGGCAUUGGAUCAUAACUUGGAUAUCCACACGGAAGUUAUAUUCUACUAGUAUUUGACUCAAAGUAAGGGAAAGUGUUAUGCAACUGAUUUGUUGUUUAUAGGCCCUAUAUUUAGAUAACUUUCAAAAUAGCUGAGUAUUGAGUUAUGUUAUUAAAAAAAGCAUAUUUGAAGUGACUACUAAGUAAAUAAGUAAAGUCAGUAAUAGUUACUGAACUGACUCACUCUGUCAAAGUGUUUGACUGAUAGUCAGAUAGUGAUUCAGUGAUUAUUGUGAAGAUGAUUUAGGCCUACUGUUUUUUACUUUAGUAUAGUAAAAACGGGGAAGUAAUAAAUACAUUUUUACAAGUUUUUACUAUCAUACUUCAUAUAUAUAUAUAUCAAAUAUAGUACUAACAGUAGGACUUGACUUAGAAACUUUGGAAUGAAUUAAAUUAAUCUAAUAAUUUAAUAUCACUUUCAAUGAUAAUGAUUUAAAUGAUAAGUUCUAUGUUAGUUAUUUUCAGCCAAUAGAAGGACAUGUCAAUGUGACAUUAUCAUCAUUAAUAUGAUAAAAACUUUUUAAAUUAAAAAUAUGUUUCAAUUUCAAAUUUAAAAAGCACAGGCAAAAAGUUUUUAAAAAAUCCUGAGAUCAAAGUAAGAUUUUGUUUCUGUCUUUUAACAGUUUCACAUUAUUUAUUUCAAUAAUUUCUGUUUGUUGGUUUAGUUGGAUAAACUGAUCAUAUAUAAUAUUGCAUUUUAAAAGUUUGUUGUACUAAUAAGGACCUACUUAUAAUACUUUCAUAUUCAUAGUAAAGUAACUUAUCAAACAAAAUUAUUAGCUUAUAUAUUUCUUGCAAAGUAAACUAAAUAAAGCCCUAAAAAACACCAGUGUAAUGAAGGCCACAGGUCUUCUAUUAGUUAUGACAAAAACUCUAUGCAAAAUUGAUACUAAAGUAGUGUAGUGUUGCGCAAGCAAUGAACAAUAAAAUGCCUGAAAUUGGCCGUCGUGCGUCAUCAAGGGACUGGGCCACAAGGAUACAGAUUCAUGGUAUCCUGUUGAAGAAACCUUUUGCUCAUCAAUCAAGUAAAUGGUCAAAAAGGUUUGUUGACUUUGUAACAAAUAAAUCAUUUAAUUAUUAUAAGUACUACUAACUGCAUUAGAGGGAUACAUCUCAAAAAAAAAAAGUAAACUUGUGGUUAUCUUUUCACUUCCAUGUAAAUUUCUAAAAAUUUUAUUUAUUUUUUUAUAUUAAUUAAAUUUUUACACUUGUAGACUAGUGGGUUUAACACCCCCAAACAUAUCUUCUACAAUUAAACAUAGUAAUAUAUAUUUUUUAAAGAAGACAUAGUGUUCCAUUAAGAAAUAAGGAGAUAUUGUUGUCAACGGUAGUGUAGCUAAGGCUGGUGUCACCUGUUGCAGUAAACUCAUGGUGCCUCCCCCCCUCCAACUAACAUGAUGCAUUUCUUAUUGAUAAAAUAAGUCUACAGUAUUAUGUAUAACAAAGACAAGAACAAAAACAAAUUAAUUAAAGGUCAGGAGGUAAAUGUAUUUAAGAACUGUAACAGUGUUAAGUUAUAGCUAUUUUUACAUUAAAUUUACUUUAUUUAAAAUUUCCUUUCACUGUAUCACUUUCAAUAUCCUUCACCGUAUCGUUUUCACUUGAUAGUAGAGCCAGAUCAGAAACCUUGACUGUCCCAUGGUGGAUCGUAAAUAGUUCUUGAUAAGCCUUACUUUUGUAAAGCUUCCCUCACAUGAAGCAACAGACACACAGAUUGUAAACAACAAUUGAAGGCUUAGCAGAGUAUUGGAAGAGAUCUAGGAAGUCCAAUUCAGGAAUUUCAAAACAUAAAAUUUAGAACAGACACCAAUAACUCUUCUUCAUUUGCUGAUAGUAGACUAGUUGGUUUAACACCCCCAAACAUAUCUUCUAAUUCCUUGAUCGCUGAUGAUUUGAUCUGGAGUUCAGAAUGAAAGUGAUCAGUACACUCCCUCAUCUCCCUACUGUUCAAUUAAAUUUUCUCCUGCUAUUCUUUUCUUAAAUCUUAAUCUUCUCUCUACCGAAAUUCCAUAUUGGUCUGAUUUUAGAAGUGCCUUUUCAAAAGCAUGUUCCACCAAGUGACAGCGCUUCUCGGGCAGAAACAAUCUUCAGACCUCUAGGUUGGUCACCACUGUGUCAAGUGUUUUUCUGACCCAAUAGUAGGGUCCACUCAAUUUUGACGCAUCAACCUCGAACUUUUUAUAAAGCAUACCUUUGGAUUGGUUACAUGUGUGGAAAAUUUACAUUUGAUCGGUUACCCUUUUGUGAAAUUUGGUUAGAUCGAGCACUGUGUGCUCUGUAAAUAUGCAAUUUUUCAAUUUGGGUUCACCCCCUGGGAUGGUGUCACACAAUGCGGUCCGCACCCCUUGCACCUCCCUAGCUACGCCACUGGUUGCCAAUCAACUUAUUUUACCAUUCAUUCAAUUUAUUUGUUCUGAAUAUUAAUUGAAUAAUCAAAUUUUUAGCGAUAGUAGAAACUAUUUUGAUUAUUUUACAGAUAAUUAACAUAUCUUUGAUUUCUCUUAUUUUAAAAAAAAAUGCUAUUGCAGAUUUUUCUUGGUAAAGGAUGGCUUUCUUAUGUACUAUGAUGCCAAUGAGAAAAAAGAUUAUGAACGCCGGGAGUUUUUUAAUAUUCACCCAAAGGUAAACUCUCUGAUUGCUAUCCUAAUAUUUUAUUGCAAUUUUAACCAGGUUUAUUUGGCAGACAUCAAACAUAGACACUACUAUGACCACCUUGAAACUGUUUCUUUAGUCUAAAAAUUUUCUGAAGAAACUUUUAGGGAUCAAAGUGUUCAAUUAAAAAAAAAUCAAUGUAAAAACUUUCAAGAGUAGUCUGCAAGAUAGUUAGAAAUUAGUUUCAGAACUGGGUUACUUCUAAGAGCGGCCUGUGAUUUGAUAAUAAUGUAAGAAUUAUUCUGACUUAUGAUAACACUGAACAUCAUUACAUCAUGUAAUACAUAAAUAUGCAUCAAAUUUAAAUAUCUAUUUGUCCCCUUUAUAAUUUAUUCAUUACAACAAAAAAAUAACAAAGUUUUUACUAUUAAAUUAAGGGUUUGCAAGAUCAAAAGAUCAUGAAAAUGUAAGGCCUGCUGGUUGCCAUCUCUUGCUCUUUUUCAUAAAAAUUAUUUAAUCAAUGUCUUUGCACCCAGAUUUAAUGCACAUAAUAUCUUGAAGUUAGGACAUAUCUGAAUCAGGUAAUCUACAAUAAUUUUCAUCAGCUUGUUGAUACUACACCCAAAAACAAUAACAAAUAAUAAUUCGUUAGUUAUUUAUGUAUGGCUGUAUUGCUGUUUUCAAUAGGCACUUAAAAUAAAGUUCCGAGAAGUUAGCACUAAUUGAAAUGCAUGUUUAGUCAAGUAACUUUAGUAGAUGGGAAGUUCAUGCAUUGCUGCCGCCAUUGUUUGGUGGUAUAUUUCUAGUUUACCAUAAUUCUUCAUAAAUAAAUUAAUUAGUAAAAUUUUAAGCCCAUAUCAUUCAGUUGAAAAUAAUAAUUAAAUCUGAGUUGCACAUAUUUUAUAAAUACAAUGGUUGCAUAUUUUUAAACUCAAUGUUCAUUUUAGAAAAAGCAAAUUCAAAAAUUAAAUGCCUUAUGGUCACACUUUGUGUAAAUGAUCAAACAGAAUCAUCCUAGGGUUACUUAUAUAACCUAGACCAGGGUCCCCCAACUACAGCCUAGGCGCCAGAUCCAGCCCAUCAGGAGUCCUUACCCUGCCUGCCUUGCUGCUGCAUGAGUACCCAUGAAUAUACCCAAAACAGUGCUGCACUGCAAACCAUGAAAAGUUGUAUACACAAAAAGACAACACAUAUACUCUCUGUAGCCAUAACCCCCAGGUUGAGGUCAUAGUUGGGGAAGGAGAGGCCAAGAUGAUGGUGCAAGUGACUGCUGUCAUUGCAUUUGAUGUGCUCAGAUAUUUUUCAUUGUCAUUCUACGAAAGCAGUGAAUUUCAUUAAUGCUGCUCAACUUCUAAUUUUCAUUUGUCGGACAAAUGAUCAUUUCAGAGUCACAGAGGGGAUUUUUGCACUGAAAAGCAUCAACGGAAUGACAGGAGAGGAUUUCUAUGACAAAGUUUGCCAAAAAGAUGUUGAUUUGGAGCUUUACUGGUUUAAACUAGCCAGUAUAUAACAACUGAUGGGCUAAGAUAGGCUAGUAUAACAACUGAUUGGCUAAACUAGGCCAGUAUAACAACUGAUGGGCUAAACUAGCCAAUGUAACAACUGAUGGGCUAAACUAGCCAGUAUAACAACUGAUGGGUUAAACUAGCCAGUAUAACAACUGAUGGGCUAAACUAGCCAGUAUAACAACUGAUGGGUUAAACUAGCCAGUAUAACAACUGAUGGGCUAAACUAGCCAGUAUAACAACUGAUGGGUUAAACUAGCCAGUAUAACCACUGAUGGGCUACACUAGGCAGUGUAACAACUGAUGGGCUAAACUAGGCCAGUAUAACAACUGAUGGGCUAAACUAGCCAGUAUAACCACUGAUGGGCUAAACUAGCCAGUGUAACAACUGAUGGGAUUCCUAGCAUGGUAGGGUUUAUGGAAGGAGUGGAUGCAUUCAUUAAUCUAUAGACCGACAACACAACUGUUAAGCAUCCAUUAACUGUACCCUGCAUAACCCACCAACAAGAAGUGUGUUGUAAAUCAUUGAAGUUGUGUUAGUCAUAAAAAUUGUUGUAUCUUGUGUUAACUUCAUUAGAGCUCAUGCACUGUGAAUGUUGCCUGUGAAGAUAUCUUAAACCAACCACCACACUGGUUUCUGUUUCAUGCUUUCACAAAACAAAGAAAGUACCAGAGCUCAAAGAGUGCAGUUGGCAACUUUGCCUUUCAAUGUGCAACUUCAAGGAAACAGGAAGCUGAUCUGUGAUAUGCAUACACAUGGAAAGCAUUUCAAGGAAGUUCAGACCUCAUCUUUAAAACAAGUGAAGGAGGAAAAAUUCUGCCAUCUCCCCUAAAAAAAAUGUGUGGACCUCCUGAAAAUGUUGCAAAAAAAAGUUUCAAAAUUAGAUUCAAUCAAAGAGCUUCAUCUCCAUGAACAGGACAUACAGCUUUUCAGUAGCCCAUUGAAAUUGUUGAUCCAACUGACCAGAUGUAACUGCCUUAACUCUCCGAAAGACGCAUUCAAGUCAAACAGCCAUAAUAAUUACUUUGCAUCUCUCCCCUCUGAGACAUAUGUUAAGCUCAGAAGCCAUGCACUCAAAAUGGCAAUUGUCUUUGGCAUCACCUAUGUCUGUGAACAGACUCUGUCCAAAAUGAAACUUCUGAAAUCUCCAACUAGGUGUAGACUAACUUAUGCACACUUGCAUCACUUGUUACGACUCACAGUGACAAAUAUGGAACCAGACACAGACCAUCUCAUUUGCCAAAAGCAGACCCAUACUUCCCAUUGAAAUACUAAAAAGCUUAUUUUGAUUAAAAUUGUUCUUCAUGUGAUAUUUUUUCCACUGUUUUGUUUUUUUCCAAUAAAAAUAAUAUAUGUGCAGUGUGCAUAGGAAUUUGAUCAUAUCUUUUUCAAACAACCUGGUGUGUGUGGCCCCAAACAGUGUCUGAGGGACAAUGAACAGUUUUAAAAGUUUUGAGGACCCUUGACCUAGACAGCGUUUUCAAAUUUGUAUUUAUUAUUGGUAAUUAUAUUGCUGGAAUAAUAAAUGCUUUCACACUAAGUAUUUGUAUUUCCCUCUGUUGUUUCACGUCUUAUUUUCCUUUCAGGGAGUCCUACCCUUGGGUGAGUGCAGCUUCAAAUCUUGCAGAGAACCACAACAGCCUUUUUGUGUUCAGAUUGAGAGCCAGGAAAUCGGGGUGAAUAAAUUUCUUUUUAAAAAUAAUUUCAACAAGUAGCUAUAUUAAAAUAUUAAAAUAAUUAAUCAUGGUAAUGCAAGUAAUUCAUGGUACUAGUUAUUUAUUUCUGAAGUGAUAGAAAUUUUAAGUAAUAUUCUACCUGUAAUAAAAAUGCCCAACAGCAUCCCAAAUAACUCCCCACACUCCUUAAGAUUUCAAUAUUUACUACAUGAUGUGAUUAAAUUUUUAGUUUUAAACCCCCUCCCACUCCCCAACUUUUUUUUUCAUUUAAAUUUUUGACCCAAAAGCCAUUGCUAUGCCACACAAAAAACAAACAUUAUUUAUAAGGGUCACAAGGGUGCUAUGUCUUAGAUCACCUUAAAUAUACUUAAAUCAAUCUUGCUUUCUUUGAAUGUAAUUAGAACAAACACUUAUAAUUUAUAAAUAAUUUUUAAAAUCUAUGGCAAUAGAUGACUCCUUAUGUCAAUAAUUACACAAUAAAUUUACUGUAAAGUGUGAUUAAAUUGUGAAUUUUAUAUUUUUGUUUGUGGCAAAGCUUGCAUCAUAAGGUAGUUUGCCAAAUGCAUUUGCUUUUUAGUAAAAACAGUUGGUUUUAUUACAGCUUUAAAAAAUAAUGAAUGAAAAAAAUGUGCUAAGUAUGUACUUAAUAUUUUUAGUUCUAAAAAUAGUAGUUAAUUUAGGUCAACAUGGAGGGUGUGGAGUACCUUUAGCUUUUCUUUCUCUUAGUUGGCAGUUAGGUGUCUGGGCUAUUGACAUGGGAUGUGGCAGUGAAGAAUGAAUGAGUUGUAACACUUGACUUUGUUGCUACUUUAUUAUUUGUUGAGUGGGUGAAGUCAUACGUUAAGAUUGGUACUUAAGGGAGAACAUAAAAAUGGAUGGAGAUUAUUAAGAAUAAUUUGAUCUUCAAUUUAUAUGAAUAAUCACUCUGGCAUAUGAAAAAAUCUAUUCUAGCAAUUGAAAUAAUUUAGAGAAUUGAUAAUCAAAAUAGCAAAGUUGAUGCAUUGACUAAUAUCCUUAUGAAUUAUAAAGAAAAACAACUGUUAAGAUUUCUUUAAAAUGUGCACAAGUUUUUCAUUUUUACAUUUUUAAUUGUUAAAAUUCAAGCUUUGUUUCCUUAAGGGGUCUGUUUGCUUUUAAUUAUAUAGUGAAUGAAUAAUAUUGAUUUAUUUAAAAAAAGGCAAAUAUGUGUUUUUUUUAAAAGGCAAAUAUAUAUGUGUGUGUGUGUGUGUAUAUAUAUAUAUAUAUUGCUUGUGAUGAGGCUGCUUCCAUUUUCCAACUGGUCCUCCCCCUACUCAACAUGUUUUAUGUUAAUAGUACUUAGUGAAAAAAAAUAGCUAUCAAGCAGCAUGAAAAGGUUUAUUUUUUUUCUGAAGUAAUUAUUAUGUUAAUCAGUAAAGAGCCACAGGUAUCGUGUAGGACUGACUAUAGGAUUGUUUGUCGGACCUAUUGUUUAAUGGCCAGCAUAUGUUAUAGAAAAUGAGAAGUUCACUCUUUUUUUUAACACUUGGUCCUACUUGGUAUUUUCUCAUAAUACCCGGACCCGGUGUAAAAAAAAAAACUGCACCCAUUUAAGCCCUAGAAUAUAUUUAUAAAUAUUUCAGUAAACAAUUCUGUGGAAAAAAAAUAUAUAUAAAAUCUAAGGUAUUUACCCUUAAAAAGGAUUCACUAGCCAAAAAGAUUAAUGUUAGACUUGGCAGUAACAGGAAGAUAAAUUACAUUGCAUUAGAAGAAUACAUUGACUAUUUAAGAAAGAAAAUAAAAAAUCCGGGGGCCCCCUACCAUCAAAGUAAAUAGGAAGGUGCUAGAGGAGGCCAGUGUUAGAAAAACAAACAUGGUCCAGGCAUUUGUUACUAAGCUGGUUUAACAAGCACAGGUGGGGAGACUGAACAGUUACCGAGAGUAAUCUAAAUGUGUCUGUUGAUGUGGUGGGGCUCUAUUGAUGGGUUUUUUUUUAUCAGUGUAACUUUUGUUGCUCAUUUUGAAUAGCCACCUCCUAUAAUCUUAUGAGGCUGUACUGUAAAUAUCUUUUACUCCAUAUAAUAUAACUGACCCCACUUACUAUUAUAAGUAUUUAAUUUAAAUCUUUUGCUAUAUACCCUUACAAACACCCCUUACUAUUAUAUGUUAAUGAAAUUUUACUCAGUAAUCUUAUAGACCCUAUUUGCUGUUAUUCAAGUAAAUACAUUUAAAUUAAAAUGACGAUUAGUUGGGAUGAUAUUUUUCUUAACAAAAUAGUGAAGUUUCUAUGGUUAUGCCUGUCGUCAGUUGUACUCAUCUUGAAAAAAGAAACAGUUAAACUAGAAUGAAACAAAUACUGUAUAUAAGAAAACAAACCUAUUUUUAUUAUACCCCAUGGUGCUAAAUUUGUCUCAUCUUUUUAUUUUUAAUAAUGCAGAAAAUAUUAAAACUACGUUAAAAACUUUUUUAUCAGACAUUAAAAUUGUCAGUUCUUCUUUAAAAAUUAUUAUUUAACUGUUGUGUGUGCACGUUUUACACUGAGAUCAACUGCUUCCUUUUUUAGUUAUUUUUGCAAAAAAAGAUUGCACCUUUUUCAACAUAGACAUAAUAUUUAUACUUAAGUUUUUAAAAGAAGAGCUUUCAACUAAAAAAAUUCCAUUCAUGUUUCAUCAUAUUAAUUGCAAACAUAGGCUAGCAUCCCUUGUGACACCUUUCCUUAUUUCCCUUAAUCGUUAUAGCAACCUGAGUUUAUUUUGUUCCCCAGGGAAAGCUUAUCUUGGCCGCCGAGAGUGAGUAUGAGAGGGACCACUGGCUGGAAAUCCUAGAACGCUCCAGACGUGUGUAAGUAAUGAAUGGAAGCCUGUGCAAAUCUGAUCUCAUACACUUACCUGUCAGCCACUGACAAAUGUUAUCCCCCUGGCACCAGGCAAGUGCCCCUGUUUGCCCACAGCUAUAUAAUGCUGCUCACUGUUGGCAAGGAUUCUAUUUUUAGGCUUACAUGUGUUUGAAUGAUUGCCCUUUGACCAAGACUUUUCUUUUCCCUGUUGUAUAAAGAAGUGUAUACCUUUCUGUAAGACUAAGUGAAUCAAUUUAGGUUUAAUAUUCGCUUGCUUAUGUAGUUUAAAAAAAAAAAAUUCUUUUAUUCCUAUCUUGUUAAUUAAAUAAUGUGUGUGUGGGGGGGGGGGGAGGGGGGAGAGAGAAACUUUUCCUUAGUAUUAUUGAAGUUCAAAAAUAUUACUUUUGAACAAACCUAUGUUACUGGCAGCAUGUAUGAUCUCAAACAAGGAAAAUUGAUUUCACAAAUGGCACUGAUUAGCAUACCCUAGACAUUACUUGUGAGAUCAUGGUGGAAUUCAUUACAACUUUCCAUGGCACACAUAUGAUGUUGUAAGGAAAUUAAGGACUCUUUUUUUAUAUAAUUUAUUCUGUUUAUAUAAUUAUAAUUCUGUUUAUCUAAUUUAUUCUAGAAUAGAAACAUCAAGACUUUUUUUCUCUGAUUUCUUAAUUUACACAGAACAUGGAAAAAUACACAGCUUGGAGAUGAAAUGAUAAGAAGAUUAGAAGACCAAGGGCUUCAAAUGGCAAUAGAAAAGCAAGGUUAUAUUGGUAGGUCUUGUUUAUCUGAGCCUUGAAUAUUGAAUGGAAAACACAUUGUAUUAAACAAAUUUUGUUUAAUGUGUGAAUAGUUUGCUUCAUUAUAAAAGAUUAAGAUGUUCAUAUGUUGUGUGGGAAACUGUGUAGGUUGUCAAUCAGCCCAGGGUUUUAAAAAAUGGUAGAUGUUGGAGGAAGGACUGGUGGAUUUUAAUUUCUUAGCAGCAUUUAUAUUUAUAUAUAUAUAUAUAUUUCGGAAAAAACAACUGUACUUUUCCUUCUCAGAUCGCCUUCAAUCUGAAGUUUUAGCAUUAUCUGAAGAAAAAAUGAGAACUGAGGUAAGGGUAUACAACCUUUGCAUACAACACUAGUACUUCUGGAGUGGCCAGCCUGGCUGAUCUGUGGGGCUGCAAAUAUUAAUCUUUAUCACAUAAUGCUUCCUAGAGUUCCUCUGCUGUGUUCAAACAAUUAAGAAAACUUUGUUUUGACAUAUUGCAUUGCACAUAUUUUGGAACCACAUAGAUGCAGCACCCUUGAAGCUUUGUAAUUAGACUCUCAUAUGGAGAAAGUUGUAUCUCUUUACAAACAUUUCAAAAUUAUUUACCAAGAAAUCAGUUUGAUUUAUUUCAGUCUAAAACAAAGUAUAUAAUAUCUUUAGGAACUGGAGAAGAUGAAUCAAGAAUUAGAAAAAGAAAAAGAAAAACUUGAAUCCUUCACAAAAGAAAUCAAAGAAGAGUAUGAACGAAUAAAGCAGUAAGUUGAGAUAAUAUUUAAUUUGACCGGAGUCACUGAGUUUUGUUUUUUUUUCAGUUUUUUAAUUUCAUUUCUAACCAACUUUUAAACAAAAUAAUCUUAAACUUAGUCUGCACUGGUUUUUAAACAACAUUUAUUUUCAGUAAACACUGACAACAUGCAGUAGGUCCACUCUAAGAUUUUUCAACUGUUGAAAUUAUUCAUUGUUUAUUCAACAGAGAAUUAGAUGAGACGAACCAGCUGGCACAGGAGUUUGAGAAUGACAGGAUUACUCUCUCAAAAUCUAUGGAGCAGCAAAGGCAACAGUUGGAGGUAAUUCAACUUCACUUUCUACUGUUGCAAUUUAAUAUGUUCAGAAAUUUAAAAGUAAAUAUCAUUUGAAUGCAAUAACCUUCAAUAGGAUUCGAUUGAUAUGUAAUUAAAAACAUUAAUUUGCUGUUGUUUUGCAAAUCUUUUUAAGUCACUGUUACAAAUGUGUACCCUUACCCCCCUACAAAAUUUGGUCAGUGCACAAACAAAGAAACAAACAAACAAAGUUAAUGUUAGGAAAAGGAGAAAAUCUAAGAUAAAAAUAUACUCUUAACCACUUUGUGCUUUGGGGCUAGUCUAACAUUAACAAAAAAAUUGGGUCAUAUAUACUCAGUGCCAAUAAUUCUGAUGAAUAGUAUAACACCUUUUUGUGUUUGUUCAGAUUAUGUUAAACAUAUAAUUUGCUCUUGUAAAUUAAUACAAACCAUUCUACUUCCAGUGGAUAGGAAGUAUGAGGACAGAAGGGUGUUGAAUUUUUAUUCAUUAACGAUGAUUUUAUUUUUAUAAAAACUAUCAUUUUAGAGGAAAGUGUAAAAUUUUAUUAACAUUAGAAUGUGCUAUUAAUUUUACAUUUUAAUUCUUCUUUCAUUUUUUUUAGUUUUAGUUUUGAGAUUAUUGCUUGUUUUUUGUUGGCACCAUAAUUUUAUGAACUCACUCCAAAACUAGAAUAAAUUAAUUUGGCAAAGUUAUUGUAUAAAGAGUAAAAAGAAUUAUUUAAAUUUAAGUUUUUUUGUGUCAUACAUUAUGCUCAUGGUUUGAACAGAAUCUGCAUAAAGACAAACAAAGGAUAUUAGAGGAAUUACGGAGUAGCAUGGCGGAGCAAACCAACCUAAGCAAAGAAAAGCAGUCUUUAUCGCAGCGAUCUGAAGGAUUACAGCGUCAGCUGCAAGAGAUUGAAAACCUGACAAAACAAGUAGAGGAUGAAAGGGUCCAUGCUGAAAUGCUGUAAGCACCUCAGUUUCUUUUGUAUCAGCAGCAAAAUUUAGUGGGUUAUAUUUUUUUUUUAAGCUAAAGGCAUUAUGUCAUCAGUUAAAUUAGGAAAAUUGUAUUUUUAAGGUAGCUGUUUUUGAAUUUGAUGAAAGUGGUGGUAGGGAUGUUUACAAGUAUAUAUGUAAUUUUAAUAAGGAAACUGCAGUGACAUCAAGGUUCAAAAUUUGUUUUAAACAGUUCGUGAGUUUAAAUUGAUUCUUGUUUGCUAACCAUAUUAAAUAAAUAAAUCAAAUGUUCUGGAAGUUUUAUGCUCCGCAAAUAAAUUUGUUAGAACAUUUUUAAAGUUGUGUAUUAUGACAGAUUAAGAGACAACAAGGAACGACUUGACCAACUUGAAGAAGAGAAGUCGGCAAUCUCAGAGCAUGCCCAGGAAUUGGAGUCAACCAUCAAAGAUCUGGUCUCACAGAAAGCCAUGACCGAGAAAGAGUUGAAGGUUGGACAAAAAGUUGAUCUUGAAAGAAUUAUAUUUAUAAAUCAUUUUAAAUCUGGUUCCCAAAGGAAGAAAAACCUUUAAAGUUGUUUGCUUUAGAUCAAUACAAAUAACAUUAGAAGACACUAAUUAUUAUUGUGUGUCUCAAUUAUGGUUAAACUUUGAUAAUAUAUACAAAAUACAAGAAACUUUUUUCAGAUAAAAAAGAAAAGCACAUGAAUUUAAUUAUCAUAUUUUUUCUUAUGUUUUUUAAAAAAAUCCUUUAUUCUGUUUCAAGGAAUGGAAAAGAAUGAUUUGGUUUCAGUUGUUAACUUAUUUAUUUUUUAAAAAUCUCCUUUUUCCUUAUUUCCAGGAAGAAAUCAGAGCCAGAAUGUCUGCUGAGCAAAGACUGCGUGAAGCUGAGCGUUCAUUAAAUUGUAUUGACCUGGCAGUAACCUCACAAUCACAUCGAAUAGAGAGUGAUGCUAAGGAGGAAAUGACAAUAAAUGUGAAAAAGUUGAAAAGUGGGUUUUUAAAUUUAAGCUUAUUCUCUCCCCUUACCCCAAUUUUAUAUAUAUAUAUAUAUAUAUAUAAAUUAAAAAAAAAAAAAAAAAAAAAAUGCUUAGAUUUGAUUACUAAUUUAUUUUAAAAAAUCAGGCAGAAUGUGGAAAAAUUGAAGGGUUGAUUUGCAUUUUAAAAAGAUUGAUUGAUAACUGAUAAAUCAAGCUACAAAGUAUUUAACAUAAUAUUAUGUUUUUGAAAUUGCUGUUCAAUAAGCUGCUAAAUAUAUAAGUUGCUUUUAUAACAUCCUACAGAUUUUUUUGAAGAUCUUGCGGAAGAGGCAAAAAUAUCUUCUGAGAACCCUUUGAUUAUUCGAAAUGGUUUAAUGGCCAGAAAGACUUUAGCACGAAGGGCAAAAACAGUGCGGUAUGAAAACAGGAAAAGGUCUUCAAGUAAGUGAUGACUUUGUUGAUUUUAAAGUUUCACAAAGCUUUAAAUUAGGAAAGAAAGUAAUUGAUAUUUUUUUCAGUUACUGUACUUUUAUGUUUGUGAUAAUUCCCUCCCCCCCCUGAUUUACUAAGAAAUGGAUGGAGUUAUUAUACAACUGGAAUGAUCUUAUGAACACUAACAGUACUGAAUUCUCAAAAAAGCUAUUUAGGUCAAGAUUAUUUUCUUUACGUGCAACAUAAAUUAAUUCACACUAACUGCAUUUGCCUGCAAAUCUAUAUGAGAACUAAUUAUUGCUGGGCACAACACCCCCCACCCCCUCAUCCCCUGACCCCACCCCUGCAUUUACCGUAAUGGACUUGGCACUACAAAGGUGCCAACUCUAUAAAUCGGGGAAUGGUCAGCAUGGACCCUUUACUAACAAGAUUGAUGAGAAUUUCUAUUGUGUUUUAGUAUGCAGUUGCUGAGGUGCUUUUAAUUUAACUGCAAGUGGUAGUUGUUUGAUAUGUUAGAUGUAUACAUUUUUUGUGUGUGUGUGGUGUAGUUCAAGUCUAAAUUGAUUGUCUAUGAUCUGUUAGGCUCCAUGUUAUCCCUACUGUCAGUUGAUUCAGAACUACAGGAUUAUUCCACUCUGUAGCUGGUAAGAAGGAGGCAAUAUCAAAUUAAGACUAACCUUUUUUCUGCACCAAAAUUAGACAUGUAUAACAUCAUGUAUAAUGUUUGUUUUUUUAGUGUUAUAGCAGUUUGGCCUUUCUAAACUAGUUAAUUUAUUGUUGUUCAUAACAGAAAUAAUAGUUAACUUAUAAUUUUUUAAAACUUAUCAAUGAUGUCUAUUAUUAUCAGCAGUCAGGAAAAUGAUUAUCAAAUCUUAUUUUUUAGUCCAAGUUGAAAAUCAUGGCAGUUGGUGUUUUUUGUUGAAAAGUAAAAUAAAUCUUUAUAAUUUUUUAACAAAAAUGGGCCUUAAUUUCUUUAACAAAAAAGGGGCUAUAAUUACACCUGUUAUUUGCAUCAAACCAAAGCUACCAGUAAUCUCCAAGUUAAUAUAUCAGAAAUCAAAAGCAAACCCUUUUUGAAAAGUUAAGUUUUUGAAUCAUGUCAAGUAUUUUAUAAACCAUUGUUAGAACUGGAUUCCUAAAAGUGCACAUUAAUCAGUUAUUUGCAUCUCCAUUUAAACAACGUGUUUCCCCCAUCUGCCUUUCAGUAUUCCAGGUGUUUGAAAUCAGCAGGUAUUGCCCCUAAUUAUCUCAGAUGUCUUAGUUACUUGUAUUUCUUUUCUUUUUUUUUUCCCACUAACUGGUUUCAGUGUGAGGAACACAUAAGACCACUAUUAUCACUUAUGUAUAUGUGUACAUAUAAGUAAACUCAUGCUAGUAUUGUAAACACCGUCUAUGUGGUUUCAACUGUUUCAUGUUCAAUGAUGCUUGCCAUCCUGAAAAGUUAAGAGCGACCACCCCCCAUCCCCCCUGCUAUGCUAGUUCGGUGGACAUAAAAUCCCAAUAUACAGUAAACAAAGAAAUUAUUCUGUCACAACAAGGAUCGGCAGAACUUAAGAAUUUUAUAGAGUAUAAAUCUCAAAAUUUAAUAACUGAAGCUGAUCCAGAUUCACAGCAUUGUAAUUGGUACGUGCGAUGUACUGACUGAAUACUAGCAUUGCUGUAAAUUGACAGCAAAGAUUUUAAGACCAAAACCUGUAACAUUCAAUAAGGAGGGCUUUGUGUUCAACCAGAAACUGAGGCUAAUGGCAUGAUUACUAUGAAACUUAUUUAUUUUUUUAUUACUGAACUGGGAUUCUUUCUUGUGUAACACUUCAGUCCCUCAGUGUAGAAUCUUUAUCCCUGGAACUGGAAACUUUGAUUUCAGUUAAAUCAAUAUCUACAAUCAAAAUUUUCUGAUUUUUGGUUGACUUGAUGUAAGUUUCAUUGUAAGAAUCUUUGCCCCAGUCCUGUCUUGUCUCAUCACAGAAAAUAGAACUUUAACAGUGUUUCUGUCAAGUUAGUCUCUUGUAUCACCACAGCACAAAUGAUAAAAUCCAUGGGAUGCUACCGGAUUAAUUUGCAACAUUAAGUAACAGUCUUUAUUACAUAGGAUGACAUGCUGUAGGACAAAAAAGAUAACACAUUUAUUACAGAGAAGUGAUUGUCAACAAAGAUAACUUAAAUUUAUCACAGACAAGUGAUUGUCAACUGUAGUGGUCUGGUACAGGGAAAAAAAACAACUUUUUAUUUUUACUUGGGGCUUUAAAAAAUUAAUUAAUAUUAAAAAUAAAAGACAAUGACAUUUUAUCUCCUAUUGGCCUAUCCAGAUUUGAUUAUUUUCUUUUCUGAAAAAAAAAAGGAAUUAUUUGAUCUCUUUUAAGCUACUAUUGAAGCUUCUUGGAAUACCUCUACUUUUUUUCCAGUAAAUGAUAUCACAAGACCUGUCAUUUUCACCUAAAAAAAUUGUUUCAAUCUGACCUACAAUGUUCCUUUCAAUUUCAUAAUUUUCUUGUCUUUUGUUGUUGUUGUUGUUGUUUUGAGCAAAUAUAACAUUAUGCAUGUGCAUGCCUUUUCCCCUAAGCUAACCAGUUCAUUAUACCAGGAGAGUGGGGAGGUUCAGGACAAACAAUAGUCUUUUUUUUUGGUCAAGGGUGGUGCUUUAUGUUUUAGGAACUCAGUUACUCACUUUCUGUUAUUUAAAUAUGCCCACAUUUGUUUCAUUUGUUUUCUUGCUUUUAAAUUAAAUUUUUUUGUUUGUUAUAUAAUUGAACCAUUAGAAAGUGAAAUAGCUACCAUUAUCAGAAUUCACUUAGUAUUGUGGUGAUGGUUAUCUGGUAUUAAUAAAUUACUCCUCUUUUUUUAUCUUCAUUAUUUUAAAGUAAUUGAAUCAUAAGAGAGUUAGUAACUAAAUUCAGUAGAGUAUUUUAGAAUUAGGUCCAUUCUACGUUGCAUUUAUGACUAUUUUUAACCUAUGGAUACACUUUAGCAGCAAAGGUUUUCAGGGUAUUGGAGCAAUUAUAUUCGUACACGUUUUAGACGUAAUCAUACACAUAGCCUGGAAUCGGUGUUGAAGAAAUGGCUUAUUAUUAUAUUCCCAUUGAUUAGAGUUUAUAUUUUGUACAAUUAUAUUGGAGUGUAUAUUUUUUAAAACUAGAUGUUCCACACAAGUCUUAACACAGGGGUCAGCAACCAUUUGGUGUGAGAGUUUGCAAAGUAAGAAUUAUAAUUUAUUCAGCGUGCCAAUAACUUGUUUAGACAUUUAUAAAUAAUUUUUUGGUCUUCCGUGUGCCAAUGAUAAUGGCUGUGCGUGCCAAGUCUGGCAUGUGUGCUGUAGGUUGCUGAUCCCUGCUCUAGCGGUUCAAUAACAAUCAGUUGAAAAAUCUGCAUCAGGAUUUUUCAUUGUUUUGAGUUUCAUGAUGAAAAUUCACAUAGGAAAUAAAUUAACAAAGUAUGCCUUUUAUUGCAAUAGCGCAACCCAACUUGUACAGCAUAGUAAUCAUAAAUAUUGUUUUAAACCAGAUGCUUUUAAUCUCUGUGUAAUUUUGAUGGCAGUGCAUUUUAAUUGUGCUUUCACUGGGGAAUCCACUCCCUCAGAAUAAUAAUAUACAAAACUAUUUUCAUAUAUUUAUUCUCAACCAAUGUAUCCUCCAUUCAUAGGUGUGAAUUCUAAUCGAGGUAACUUUGAAGUUUUUAUGUGUAAACGUUUUUAUUUUACAUUUUGAUUACAAGCAAAUCUUCUCAGCUAUAUCUUUACAUGUGUACAUAUAUUCUAGCAAAAUCUUGUACAUAGAUACUUGUAAUCUUGUACAAUUUUUAGUAAUUAACAUUAGUAAAACUUCCAACAGGAUUUUUGGUAAGUUUAAAAAAAAAAAUGAGUGCACAUUUCUUUACAAUAAAUAUCUAGCACAUUUUAAGAACAAUUCAAUUUUUAUUUAGCAAUUUUUAUAUUAAUAUGCUUUGAAGUAGUUUUAGUAAAUCUAUAGACUUGACCAGGUCUAGCUAAACAAAAAACAAAAAAGGAUCCACUAACUUUUUUUCUGAUAAAUUAUUAACAAAUGUUUUAGAUUUUUUAUUUAAAAAACAAAGUGAAAAAGGAACAUAACUAAGUGAAAUUAUUUUAUAAAAAAAAAAAAAAAGCCAUUACGUUUAAAAAAAUCCAUGAUGUUUUUACAUCCUACUCUUGACUUUGGGCCUCUAUUCAUGUAGAAAAUUUUGCUACCUCAUACCUUUAAUAUCAUAUACAUCUAUUAAGGCCAAUAAAUCUGAAAAUAUUUGUUAAAUUUGUUUAAAUUGUGUGUACUAGACUUAAUUGAUUCAUUUUAAUUUACACGUUUUCAAACACACAAAUUUAUUCAUAACCAAAAAAUAGCUUAUUACAUAAUUUAAUAGAAAGCUCACGCCUGGAUUCUUCACAAAGUUUGUUAAGGAAAAUCUGGAAAUUCAAGAUUUACUUUAUUGAAAGUUAGCUUUGCCUAAUCUUGAGUUGAACACCUUGAUAUAGAGAUGCCAUCUACACAUCUCAAUCAUACCCUGCUCCUAGGCUGAUAGUUUAUUUUUACAUGAAUUUAGGAUCUUCCUAUGAGAAAUGUAAACAAUAGGCUUUAUAGUCCCAUCCGCAAUAUGAGAAAUGUUAACAGUAGGCAUUAUAGUCCUACCAGUGCUUCAGUCAAACAAUAAAUAUAAGUUCAAAAUUUGUAUUUAAAAUUAAAUUUCAUCUACUUAAGGAAAAUUUUGCAACAUUGGGAAAAAAAAGCAUUUAAAUGCUUUGCACAUUUAAUUUCUAUUUAAUGAAAGAAAAUUUAAGUGACCCCAAACCAAUACUUCAAAACUAAAUAUAUGUUACUUUACUAUAUAAAAAAAAAAGUUUAUAAUUCUGUUACGAUGACAUGGUUUCAAUAACGUCGACAACAUGGUUUCAAUAACGAUAACGUGGUUUCAAUAACCAUAACGUGGUUUCAAUAAAGUUGAGUAAAAAAAAAUAAAAAAUUAAGAUUUCUGAGUUGUAAUGAAAUUUUUUUAAGAAGACCUAUUUGCAAUGUAGAGAAUGUAACAAUGUGUAGUCUUGUUUUCAUUUACACCCAAUAGAAAAUUUACCCCCUUUUUCUUCUUUUUUUUUCUUUCUAGAUUUAGUGGGGGAGUUUUUUUGUUCAUAAAUUUUAUAUUAGUAAACAACAAUUAAUCAUUUCAUUUUACUAUUUUAACUGUACACUUCAUGAAAAAAACAUACCUUUAAAAAUAUAUAUAUAUUCUUUACAAUUGAUUUAUCAUUCCUAGGAUCUUAAGAUUGAAAAACAAUACAUGUAGGAAGGUGAAAAUAGAAUGAAAUGAAAGUUAAGGACAAUAAAUUAAUAUCUUAUUAUAACAGUGGCUGAAUAAAUGGUUAAUAACAUGUAUGUUAAGUAAAUACAACCAGUGUUUAAAUUGCUAAAAGUUACAGAUUCAAAUAAAUUUUUAAUAAAUCUUUACUAGACUUUGCAAGGGCAUUUGUGACUCAUAAAUUUGUUAACAUUAAAUAAAUAAAGCCAGUAUUUAAAGUAACUGAAGCAUUAAGUCACCUACCAUUUUCUUAAUGUCUGUAUUUCUUGUACAGUGAAGAAUUCAAAGGUAGUCUCUAAAAAUUUAAUUCUUUGUAAACUUUAAAUUUAUAACUUUAAAUAGAAAAAUAACAGUAAAUGAGUCAUGCGAAAUAGUUCAUCUACAAUAAUUGAUGCUGUUAAUCCAUCUUCAGAUAUCUCACAUCUUUGUUUCAGAUAAUCACACAAUGUCCUGUGACCUAAGCUCACUCAGACCAAAAACAAACCUCCGCCGAGCUGUGACAUCAAUGGACCGAGGCACACGAGAGCAGCUUAACAAUUCACUAUAUCCUCUGGAUGAGAAGGUUGCAUUUGAAGAUAAUUUUUAAGAUUGUGUUUUUUGUUCUUUUUUUGAGAAAUUACCGAAAAAUUUUAUUAUAUUUAAUGAGGAAUUUCAUGGUUCUUAAGAUAUUUAACAAUCAUUUUUAUCAAAUAUUAUAAAUUAUUUAAAUUUUAGUAUAAUAACUAUGAAAAGAUGAUUAUCUUGUACAUUAACACCAGCUCUGGGAUUUAAUCUAGUUCCUCCGGUUAUGUGGGAAAUGAGUUGUGUGUGUAUUAGAGAAUUUACAAAUUGCAGGGAGAAAAAAAGACUGGAAAAUCAUUCAUUUUUUAAAACACAAAAUUUUAUUGCAAUCUCAGCUCUGCUUGGUCAAUACCAAAAGACUCUCAAAAGCUAUUGAAAACUUCUGAUGGUUAUUCAUUGGUAGAUAUUUUGUUUUUUAAUCCAACAAAACCAAUGUUAUAACAUAUGUAAGGUUUGUUUAUACAGUUUGUUAUGCUUGAACAUUACACAGCUUGAACAUUAUACAGUUAGAACAUUCAUUACACAGUUUGAACAUUAUGCAGUUAGAACAUUCAUUACACAGCUUGAACAUUAUGCAGUUAGAACAUUCAUUACACAGUUUGAACAUUAUGCAGUUAGAACAUUCAUUACACAGCUUGAACAUUAUGCAGUUAGAACAUUCAUUACACAGCUUGAACAUUAUGCAGUUAGAACAUUCAUUACACAGCUUGAACAUUAUGCAAUUUAUUAUGUUUUAACAUUACAUACAAUAUUUAUUUUUUUAUCUGUAAACCCUUAUGUAGUCUGAAAUGAAGCACAUAAUAAAUUCUACUGUGUGCCCAGUAACUUAAACGUUUUAUUCACACACACCACAGGAUUGAGAAAUAAAAAUCAAGGCAAACCCC